This is a messenger RNA of [Torrubiella] hemipterigena, 922 nucleotides long. NCBI's taxonomy places the organism in Eukaryota, Fungi, Ascomycota, Sordariomycetes, Hypocreales, Clavicipitaceae. The record is from the annotation of a GenBank genome assembly.
CCGCUUUUUGCACCACUUACCAACAAACAAAUUACACUCGUUUCUUCUACCAAACACUUCAAAAUGCAGUUCAUCACCGCCGCCACUAUUGUUGCUCUUGCGGCCGUCGCCAACGCCGACUCUGUCUCCAUCUCUUCCGCAGCUGUUUUGCCCAGCGCUGCUACUACCACUGCUCCCCCCAAGUGCACCACCUCUGCCGAUGUCGUUGUCUGCGAUGACGGCUCUUCUCACGGCCUUGGCCCUCAGCCUAGCGGUUCUGCUAGUGUGACCGAGUACACUUCCUCUGGUGCUGUCUGCACUGUUAAGGAUGGCUUUACUACUUGCGUCGGAGAGCCCGUCACCUUCCAUGUGUCUAGCACCACUGCUCCCGCUUCUAGCUCCACGAGUCUCAGUGCCAUCAUCGACUCUUUCCCCCCUUGCGAGUUUGGUGGCUGCAGCAGCACCGCCGUCUCUGUUACCACCACCGACUGCUCUACUUCCACACCCGUCUCUGUCACCACCACUCCUUGCCCCGAGUCUACCACCACUGUUUCUCCUCCUGCUCAGGACUGCACCACCACUUCUGUCCGCCCUAACAACAACGGCACCAUCCCUUCGGGCCCUACUACCGUCCCCGACACGCCUGCUACUGUCCCUGUCGCCGGUGCUGCUACUGGACUCCAGGUUCCCGCCAUGGCCGGUCUCCUUGCCGUCGCCGGUCUUGCUACUUUGAUGCUCUAAGCAAUCACAUUGUCUUUUCUUCUUAUUCACUCCUUUACGCCAUGAUAAAAGCGACGAUUUUGAUGUUUUGAAUUUACACUUGCAUUUGCUCGGUGGACCAUUUGUUUCGGUUUGGACCUUUCCAAGCUAGAUUUGAUCUUUGCUGUUUAUAGACUGCAUUCCUUUCCAUUAUUCUAAUACUUAAUAUAUAUACACAUACACU